This is a messenger RNA of Anguilla anguilla (European eel), 4610 nucleotides long. Its product is annotated as serine/threonine-protein phosphatase 4 regulatory subunit 3. Lineage: Eukaryota; Metazoa; Chordata; Actinopteri; Anguilliformes; Anguillidae. The coding region runs from base 980 to 3454 and encodes 824 amino acids. The record is from RefSeq and is a predicted model, not a curated record. Gene Ontology annotation, cellular component: protein phosphatase 4 complex; nucleoplasm. Gene Ontology annotation, biological process: DNA damage response; protein dephosphorylation. Gene Ontology annotation, molecular function: protein phosphatase activator activity. The transcript is spliced from 15 exons.
CCCCGUAUUGGUAUUCUCAGGGGACCUGGAGAUGUCGAAAUUCUGAGUAGGGUGAUUGUAUUUAUCUGAAGUAACGCCUGGGAAUGAACGAGAAGCAAAGUAGCUAUAGUAGUUUCGCUCUGCUAAGUAGAUACAUUUUAAUGCUGUAGUUUGACUAUUAGCUACCUCAGUUGAUUUCAUGUUAUAUUGAAAUGUUCCGAAAUUAGAGAGGAGAGGCUUCUCUCCACGGCCCGAGGACAGAACAUGGCGGAAUGCUCGGCCAGGAUAUAGCUAGCUAGCAGCUAGCUAGCUCAAUAAUAUCAACAGUAACACUCACAGCUAGCUAGCGAGCUAGACAAUGAUACAUCAUAUAUAAACGUACAUUUGUCUUAUAGUCUUUUACCGAAACCAGCUGCGUCUUUGUGAAAAGAAUGAAUUGGACUCCUUUCUUUGAUUGUGGUCUAUUGCUGUUUCAGAAUAUGAGAUAGCAAGGUAGUUAGCUAACUAGCUGGUUGCUAGCUGUCUUUACAAGGCGGCUAACUAGCCACCUAACGUUAGCUAGAAUCAGGGCACCCGAUAAUUCUACCGUUCUGAAAUUUCUCUCAUGUAAUCCCAUAUCCCAUCAGUACAUGCGUGCUUAUCGUGGCCUGUUUUUAAUUAAUACUUGAGCUAGAGGCUGCUUUUAUUCAUUUAAAAGGAAAGAGUAAUUGGGUGGCUCGCCUGUUUGUUUUUGAAAGUGAAUCGAAGUACCCUCGCUAGAAUAGGCGUACUCUUCGUUGACCUGAAACGAGUGUAUGUCGGGGUACGGUUUGUUAGAAAGCUGGAUAACUAGCUACAUGCUGUUAUAUUUUCCUGAGAAGUCUCGUUAGGUAGCCUAACUAGUGCUGCGAUAAAACGUCGGAGAGUGAUCUUGGACAGCACUGCAGUGCAAGACCGAGGGGUGUAAGACAGAAGAAACUUUUCGGUAACGUUAUACCAAACAGCCAAGUGGAUCUGCAGAAUGACAGAUACUCGCAGACGAGUGAAGGUUUACACCCUUAACGAGGACCGGCAGUGGGACGAUCGGGGAACCGGGCACGUCUCGUCCGGUUACGUUGAGAGGCUGAAAGGCAUGUCCUUGCUGGUUCGUGCCGAAAGUGACGGUUCUCUACUUCUGGAGUCAAAAAUAAACCCCAACACUGCUUACCAGAAACAACAGGACACAUUGAUAGUAUGGUCAGAAGCAGAAAACUAUGAUUUGGCCCUGAGUUUCCAGGAGAAGGCAGGGUGUGAUGAGAUCUGGGAGAAAAUAUGCCAGGUCCAGGGCAAAGACCCAUCGGUGGACAUCACCCAGGAGCUGGUGGACGAGUCGGAGGAGGAGCGCUUCGACGACAUGUCCUCCCCGGGCUUGGAGCUGCCGCCUUGUGAGCUGAGCCGGCUGGAGGAGGUGGCAGAGCUGGUGGCCUCCUCAUUGCCCUCACCCCUCCGGCGUGAGAAGCUGGCACUUGCGGUGGAAAAUGAGGGCUACAUAAAGAAGCUCCUGGAGCUGUUUCAUGUGUGUGAGGACCUGGAGAACCGGGAGGGCCUCCACCACCUCUAUGAGAUCAUUAAGGGGAUCUUCCUUCUCAACCGUACCGCACUCUUUGAGGUCAUGUUCUCGGAGGAAUGCAUUAUGGAUGUGAUUGGCUGCUUAGAGUUUGACCCUGCCCUCCCCCAGCCACGAAGACACAGGGAGUUCCUGACUAAGACUGCCAAGUUCAAGGAGGUCAUCCCCAUUUCUGACCCAGAGCUCAAGCAGAAAAUCCACCAGACGUACCGGGUGCAGUACAUUCAGGACAUGGUCCUCCCCACCCCUUCAGUCUUUGAGGAGAACAUGCUGUCCACUCUCCACUCCUUUAUAUUUUUUAAUAAAGUGGAAAUUGUUGGAAUGUUGCAGGAUGAUGAAAAGUUCCUGACAGACCUUUUUGCACAACUAACUGAUGAAGCUACUGAUGACGACAAGAGACACGAGCUGGUAAACUUUCUUAAGGAAUUCUGUGCAUUUUCUCAAACGUUACAACCUCAAAACAGAGACGCAUUCUUCAAAACAUUGUCAAACAUGGGCAUACUACCAGCACUAGAAGUCAUAUUGGGAAUGGAGGAUGUUCAGGUACGCAGUGCUGCCACAGAUAUCUUCUCCUACCUGGUGGAAUACAACCCUUCCAUGGUGCGGGAGUUUGUGAUGCAGGAGUCCCAGCAGAACGAUGAUGACAUCCUUUUGAUCAACCUGAUCAUCGAGCACAUGAUCUGUGACACGGACCCAGAGUUAGGGGGCGCCGUUCAGCUCAUGGGUCUGCUGCGAACGCUUGUAGACCCAGAGAACAUGCUUGCUACUGCCAACAAAACGGAGAAAACGGAAUUCCUGAGCUUCUUCUACAAGCACUGUAUGCAUGUGCUCUCUGCCCCGCUACUGGCCAAUACCACUGAAGAGAAACCUAGCAAAGAUGAUUUCCAGACGUCACAACUGCUGGCUCUGAUUCUGGAGUUGCUGACCUUCUGUGUGGAACAUCAUACCUACCACAUAAAAAACUACAUCAUCAACAAGGACAUUCUGCGCCGAGUCCUGGUGCUCAUGGGCUCCCAGCAUGCCUUUCUUGCACUCUGUGCACUUCGUUUCAUGAGGAAGAUCAUCGGCCUGAAAGAUGAGUUUUACAACCGCUACAUCAUGAGGAACUUUCUUUUUGAGCCAGUGGUGAAAGCCUUCCUGAACAACGGCUCACGCUACAACCUCAUGAACUCUGCCAUAAUAGAGAUGUUUGAAUACAUCAGAGUGGAGGACGUGAAGUCUCUAACUGCCCACAUAAUUGAGAACUACUGGAAAGCACUUGAAGAUGUGGACUACGUGCAGACAUUCAAAGGGCUGAAGCUACGCUACGAGCAGCAAAGAGAGAGGCAAGACAAUCCCAAACUGGACAGCAUGCGCUCCAUCCUGCGGAAUCAUCGCUACCGCCGGGAUGCCCGCACACUUGAGGACGAGGAGGAGAUGUGGUUCAACACAGAUGAGGACGACCUGGAGGAUGGAGAGGCCGUGGUCCCACCUUCUGACAAGAUGAAGAGUGAAGAAGACCUCAUGGACCCCAUCAGCAAGUUUAUGGAGAGGAAGAAAUUGAAAGACUCUGAGGAUAAGGAAGUACUGGGGAAGUCAAACCUGUCUGGUCGCCAGAGCCCCAGCUUCAAGCUGUCCUUCUCGAGCACCACUAAGUCCAGCCUCACCAGUCCUGCCCCUUCCAGCCACCACCCAGGGUCACCUGGGUCGCCUGGAUCUCCGGGCUCUGCAGGGUCCCCUGGCUCACCUAGCUCUGGAGCCAAGAAUUCGCCCCCAACGGCAGCUAUCACAACCAAGGGUGGUUUGGUCGGGCUGGUGGACUACCCUGACGAUGACGAUGAGGAGGAAGACGACACAGAGGAUAAGGAGGAAAGCCCACCCUUGUCUAAGAAGUCCAAGGUGUGCUCCUAAAACAGGCCUCUCUGUGGGCAUGAACAGCACCCCCCCACCCCCCAAAGCUGGAAUGUGCCACAGGACGGGGUCUCAAAAAACCAUUACAGAAAGCAGCCAGGGGAAGGGGGGAAGCACUCGUAAUAACAAAGUAUAAUUGCAGUCCACUUUUUUUUCCUUUGUUUUUUAAUUAUGGUAGUGAGGUGUGGGGAGAAACGGAAUCUGGGGGACAAAACCAUCUCGUGGAAUUCUUUAGUUCAAAGUGCCAAUUUGAGGAGGAAGAAGCAGGAGAGAAACGGAAGACCAUUCUCACCAUUCUCUAACACUGCAAAGAAACAAAACGGGGUGGAAAAGCUGAAGGGGAAAAAUAGAAACUGACACGCCUGUAAGGUGCUGUAGGGUUCGGACCACACUCACUGCCCCCUACUCAGGGAUGGACCACAUAGCAACCCAAAAGAGCCUGUGAAUCCAGAAAUACCAUUCGACCUUCACUGACUCAACUUUAUCUUUUUGUUUUUUUAUUUUGUUUUUGUUUUCUUUUUUCCCUGUACCCUUAUUUUUCCCCUUUUGGACCAGACAUAGUCAACUGGAAGAAGAUCAAGGCUGUUGUUACUGAUGUCAUUAUUUUAAAUCCAGCAUAAAUUCUUCCUCUGAUAUGCCAGCAGUCUUCUCUCUUUUUUUUUUUUUUGUUCGAUGAGAAAAAUAAAAGACCUGCCUUUAAAUGUUCAGGAUGUUUUAAGUUGCACUUGAACAGGUUUUAUAAAACGUCUGUAUGGGGAAUAGCCUCUUGUUUUAUCUAUUUCUGUUUUUGCCCUUUGAAACUGCAGAUUUUGGAAAUUUGUCAUCCCUUCUUGAUUAAAGAUUGAGUGGAAUUCUAGAUGUGAUUAUUUUGUCAUAUCUUUUUUUUUCAUGUGUGUGCUUUUAGUUAAGUAUAUUUGGGACCAUUCUGAAAAGAUAUGAUGUAAUAUAAUUCACUAUUGUGCUGGUACCUGCAUUGUUUUAAUUUUGCUUUCUUUUUUCUGUCCUGCACCUCAAGGUGAUCCAGUUGUAAUGAGUCUGCUAAAGCAAUGCAUCCAGUAGCAAUACUAUUUUGUGACUGAAUAUUUUAUAUUGAAAAAGAAAAAUGUGAAAAUGCCACCCAUUACAAUAAAAGAGUGUAAAAUUUCUCACACAGUAA